AUAAAGCUGAUCUUCAAUGAAUUAUCUAAAUCAAAUAUCCGGCUUUUUUUUAAAUGGGGUCAUUUUACGGAACUGGUUUUUAGAGUCGGUCAACUUUUACAAAUUUUCCAUUGCCAAAUCCCCGCCUCCGAUUAAGGCUUAGACCCUCCGGCCUCCGGGAAAUGCUUCUUCGCGGCGGAGCCACCGAACUUUCUCUCUGCAAUUCUAUUAUCUUGAUUCCGAACACUAACACUAAACGAAAGCUCCUUCUCCCUAUGCGCGCCUCUCUAUUCUCUCCUCUCUCCUUCUCUUUCCUCCGCUCACUUACCCUAUCAUUAUCUAUCCACUGCCGCCGCAAUCCCCGAAGCAAUUGCCUCCGUAUUGUUCGCUCUCUCUCUUCUUCCCCUCUUUCAGCAACCAGACCUCGUAUAUCUUCUCAAGUCUCCUCCGCCACUGCACAGCCCAGCACUUUCGUCGAACAUGAGGAUGAGGAUGAGGAGAAUUGGAAAUUUUCUGCUAUUAGAGAGGGUGAGGAAUUUCAGUUCGAUGAAAGUGGCAGUGCAGGUGCGGAUUUGAAGCACCUACAGAUUCCGGCACUGGAGGUGAAAGAGCUGGAUGAGCUACCGGAGGAGUGGAGGAGGGCUAGAUUGGCUUGGCUGUGUAAGGAGCUUCCUGCGCACAAGGUGGGCACGCUUGUUAGGACUCUUAAUGCGCAGCGCAAGUGGUUGAGGCAGGAGGAUGCCACCUAUCUCGCUGUUCAUUGCAUGCGUAUUCGCGAGAACGAGACUAGUUUUAGGGUAUACAAAUGGAUGAUGCAGCAAAGCUGGUAUCGAUUUGAUUUUGCUCUUUCAACCAAGUUAGCAGAUUACAUGGGUAAGGAGAGAAAGUUCUCCAAGUGCCGGGAGAUAUUUGAUGACAUAAUCAAUCAGGGUCGUGUGCCUAGUGAAUCAACAUUUCAUAUUUUGAUUGUUGCAUAUCUAAGUGCCCCAGUUCAGGGUAGCCUGGACGAAGCAUGUGGUAUCUACAAUAGGAUGAUUCAGCUGGGCGGUUACCAGCCCCGACUGAGCUUGCACAACUCUCUCUUUAGAGCUCUCCUGAGCAAGCCAGGAGGUACUUCAAAACUUUACCUUAAACAGGCUGAGUUUAUUUUUCAUAAUUUGGUAACCUCUGGACUUGAGAUACACAGGGAUAUUUAUGGUGGCCUGAUUUGGCUACAUAGUUAUCAGGAUGCAAUAGAUAAAGAAAGAAUUGCAGCACUUAGGGAAGAGAUGCAACAAGCUGGAAUAGCUGAGGGCAGAGAUGUGAUUGUCUCAGUUUUGCGAGCUUGUGCGAAGGAUGGUGAUGUGGAGGAAGCUGAAAGAAGUUGGCUUGAUCUCCUCCGAGCUGAUGGUGCUAUACCAAUGCAGGCAUUUGUAUAUAAAAUUGAAGUCUAUGGAAAGAUUGGGAAAUCCAUGAAAUCCUUGGAGAUAUUUAGAGAGAUGCAGAAAUGUUUCGGUUCUGCUAAUGUUGCAGCAUAUCAUAAAAUCAUAGAGGUUUUAUGCCAAGCUCAAGAAAUCGAACUUGCAGAAUCCUUGAUGCAGGAGUUCAUAAAGACUGGAAUGAAGCCUCUUGUGCCAUCUUUCACUGACCUGAUGAAUAUGUACUUGAAUUUAUCCUUACAUGAUAAACUAGAGUCAACUUUCUCCCAGUGCCUCAGAACAUGCCAACCUAACCGUAACUUAUAUAAUAUAUAUUUGGAUUCCUUGGUGAAGGUGGGUCAUCGUGAAAAAUCUGAGGACAUCUUCAAUCAAAUGUGUAGCAAUGAGGCAAUUAAUGUCAACAGUAAAUCAUGCAACAUCAUAUUAAGAGGGUACCUCUCUUCUGGAGAUUAUGUGAAGGCAGAAAAGAUAUAUGAUUUGAUUUGCCAGAAGAAGUAUGAUAUUGAUUCCCCAUUGAUGGAAAAGUUGGAAUAUGUUCUCAGCUUGAGCAGGAAAGAGGUCAAGAAGCCAGUAAGCAUGAAGCUCAGCAAAGAACAACGUGAGAUUUUAGUAGGUUUGCUAAUGGGCGGCUUGGUAAUUGAAUCAGAUGAAGGGAGGAAAAAUCACAUGAUUCGUUUUGAGUUCGAUGAAAGUUCUGGAAUCCAUUCUGUACUUAAGAGGCAUUUGCAUGAUCAAUACCAUGAGUGGUUGCAUCCUUCUUGUAAGCCUAGUGAUGGCAGUGAUGAUAUACCAGAUAGAUUCUCUACUAUCUCACAUUCGUAUUUUGGGUUCUAUGCAGACCAAUUUUGGCCAAAAGGCAAGCUCCAAAUACCAAAAUUAAUUCAUAGGUGGCUAUCGCCACAAGUUCUUGCAUACUGGUACAUGUAUGGGGGCCACAGAACAUCUUCAGGAGAUAUUUUGUUGAAGUUGAGGGGAAACGGUGAGGGUGUGGAGAACAUUGUUAAAACUUUGAGGGCAAAAUCUCUGGACUGCCGGGUUAAGAGAAAGGGGAAAAUUUUCUGGAUAGGUUUUAUUGGGAGCAAUUCUGCAUGGUUCUGGAAAUUGACAGAACCAUAUAUCUUGGAGGACUUAAAAGAGUUCCUAAAAGUAGGGGGUCAAAGCUUGGAUAAUAAUAGGUUAGAAGAUCGAGACAUAAGCUUUGACAGUGGAUCUGAUUCCGAUGAUAAGGGAUUUGAUGACGGUGGUGAUAAUUCAUAGGAUAAUGUCAAUUACAAUUGAAUGUUGUAGCUUGCAAUUGCUUGGUACUUGGUAGUUCACUGGCUUAUUGACGAUGGUGGAAACUUGUGCCCUUGGAUGAGUAAAUUGCAUUCUAGAAACCAGGGUUUGCAAACUCAACCUGUUCCUUGUCUCAUAAUGGGGUUUCCCAAGUUGUGAAUAUUAAGGUGCAUAUAUAUUUUUAGUUAUUCCUAUACUUUAACCAGUAAUGAAGUUCUUCUGAUACUUUCAAGAUGCCAUGGA
Molecule: messenger RNA, 2915 nt
Organism: Tripterygium wilfordii
Lineage: Eukaryota; Viridiplantae; Streptophyta; Magnoliopsida; Celastrales; Celastraceae
Product: pentatricopeptide repeat-containing protein At2g15820, chloroplastic-like
Exons: 2
Coding region: 162-2654 (830 amino acids)
Biological process (GO): photosystem I assembly; Group II intron splicing; mRNA cis splicing, via spliceosome
Molecular function (GO): endonuclease activity; protein binding
Source: RefSeq, a predicted model, not a curated record